ACCUUAUCCACACACACUGCUCACCACUUCUACUAAUCUAGCCGCCCCUCUGUCUUGGACAUGUUGAAUGAUCCCAGGCCCCGCACCGCCGCCGCCGCCGCCGCAGCCGCCGACCAUGAAGACGCUACCGCCGGGGACGCCGCAGAGUUCCGUGACAUCCACGUGUUAGCCCCGCCGACCUCGCACCUCGGCCGCGGCCGCGGCCGCCUCGGGGACCUUUGGGAAGGCGGCAGCGUCCGCUCAGCGGCCUCCCUCUCCGUCGGGAGUGCGGAAGGCGUCAACGAGGGCGGCUUCACUAGUAUGAGCAGGGAGUUCAACGCCAUGGUCGUCGCAGGCUCCAACUUUCAGCAGCAGCAGAACGACGGCGGCGGCAGCGUGGCUGACGAUCAGCUUACGCGCAUCGGCGAGGAUGAGCUGGAGGAGAUCAAUCCGCUGGCGAUCGUCCCUGACAAUAACCCCUUUCCCUCCCCCCGCCGCCCAUCAUCCGCGGCCGGCGGCGGCGGCGAGUCCUCCUCCUCCUCCUCCGUCGGGGUCCCUGUCCACGUCGUCAAGAAGGAGGAGGUGGAGACAAAGAUCGCCGCAUGGCAGGUCGCCGAAGUCGCGAAGAUCAACAACAGGUUCAAGCGCGAGGAAGUGGUCAUCAACGGGUGGGAGAACAACCAGACGGAGAAAGCCACGACUUGGCUGAAGAAAGUUGAGCGGAAGUUGGACGAGCAGCGAGCCAAGGCGACGGAGAAGAUGCAGAACGACGUGGCGAGGGCGCAACAGAAGGCGGCGGAAAGGCGGGCGUCGGCGGAGUCGAAGAGGGGAACCAAGAUCACCAAGGUGCUCGAGCUUGCCAAUUUCAUGAGAGCCGUGGGCAGAGCUCCGUCCAAGCGAUCCUUCUUCUAGCAGCUUGGAUUACUGAAAUCGUAGAACUCGAAUCGAGCGAUCUGCAUAUAUGGAAAGAUGAACAGGCUGAAAAUUGUAAGUCGAGAGGUCGAAUUGUCCUGUAAUAUAUUACCAUAUUCCUGUAUUGUUGGGAAGAUGAGAUCAAUAAUGUUUGGUUACUGGUUCUGUUCGUAAGCA
Zingiber officinale is the source of this 1068-nucleotide messenger RNA. Its product is annotated as remorin 4.1-like. Bases 61 to 891 code for a protein of 276 amino acids. The transcript is spliced from 2 exons. Lineage: Eukaryota; Viridiplantae; Streptophyta; Magnoliopsida; Zingiberales; Zingiberaceae. The record is from RefSeq and is a predicted model, not a curated record.